Messenger RNA from Tachysurus vachellii, 2863 nucleotides. RefSeq names its product phosphoinositide-3-kinase, regulatory subunit 6b (gene pik3r6b). Gene Ontology annotation, molecular function: 1-phosphatidylinositol-3-kinase regulator activity. Gene Ontology annotation, biological process: positive regulation of MAP kinase activity; G protein-coupled receptor signaling pathway. Bases 273 to 2504 code for a protein of 743 amino acids. The record is from RefSeq and is a predicted model, not a curated record. The transcript has 20 exons. Gene Ontology annotation, cellular component: phosphatidylinositol 3-kinase complex, class IB. Lineage: Eukaryota; Metazoa; Chordata; Actinopteri; Siluriformes; Bagridae.
GACAGCCACCAGCUACAUGUCCUCGCCCUAGCCUGGCCCCAUCUCUACCAAUACACAUGCAAGUUUUUCACAUGCUAAUAUUAAGAGGAAGAGAAACUCCCUGACAAUGAGUACAUUGUAAAGUUGUGCUUGCUGACAGAUGUACUACGGAAGAUAUCUAAAACCUGAUGGAUUUGGUUUAGACAUUUAUCCACGGUUGGAAGCCUUUUGAGUUGCAGUAUGACUCAUUUCUUUCAUGUUAUGUGGAGCUACGUCUAAGUGUCAGAACUCUGAUGGAGAAAACAGCAAGUAAAGUGUCUUCAGAUGUAGAGUCGAGCCUCUAUCAGCGUGUUCAUGCCAUGCUCAGAGAACUGGACACACAUGCUCAAGCGGUCUCAAUCUGCAAUAAAGCCUCUCAAGGGAUGCUAAGAUGGACCCUCCAUAAAAAGGUGGAGAAUAAUCCAUCCAUGAGCCUCUCUCUACUGAGGGUCCUUGUUAAGGAGCUUGAAAAGGCAGAGAGGAUUGACUGCAAAAUUCGGAUUAUUCCUUUGCUACACACUCUGGCCUACGCAGUAAUACAGUCUGCUUACAUUCCAGAUGAGCUGUGUGAAAGGAUAUAUGUAUGCCUGAAACGUCUGAUUACACUACCAGAGCCUUACUGCACUGUGGGCCUUAACUAUGCUAAACAGAUGAAAAUAGAACAGAGCAUCCCAGGUGCUCUGUAUCAAAGAAGAGUUAUUGCUGAGCACAGCCUAAAAAAUGACCAUUAUCCUCUUCAUGAAAGGGUGUUUGUAUUUGCGGAUCCAGCCAUGUUUCCUGAGACAUUGUUAAACGCACUGAGGGCUGAUGUGGAGUGUGGGGCUUUAGACUGGGGCACACUGACCCCUCAGCACCGGGUUCUACUGCACACACUACAAGCUGGACUGGGGAAAGAGUGCCAUGGGAGACAACUCACACAAGCCCUAGAGGAUUUAGGUGCAGACACUGAAAAAUACUUCCAGGAUGUUGUGGCCACUGUAGAGGAGAGAAUAUUGGAUGGAGGUUCAGAGUGUGACCAGUACAAUGAAAGAUUACAGCAACUCUAUGAUGAAAUCAUCUGUUCUGCUAGCACAGAGAAGUCAUGUCCUGCCAGUCUAGUUGGAACUCCACUGCCCAGUCCUGAGGUUAGCUUCCAUGUCUGGACAAAAGAAGAUGAGAUAUGGAACGAGGUGAUAAACUUCACUCUAAUGCUGGACUCUAUGCAUCAGAGUUCUGAAUUUCUCGAAGACGGUCCAGACUCCAGACGUGCUUCUGUCAUCUCCACUAUAUCCAGAGACAGUGGCAUAGAGGGAGAUAUGCCUUUAAAUGAGUUCUCCUUUCUGAUGGUUGAGCGCUCUGCUGGGCAGGAGGUCCAGGACCAGCAGAAGAGUUUACGAUUUUAUAGGAGACCAUGUGUGAGGGGGCCAAAAGCUGCGAACAGAAUGACUUUAAUGGUGGAGGCCAUUAAGGAAAGUGGAGGAACAGGGGGGAGUGGAAGCUGUAUUCUUCAAGAGGGAAAGAACUUUACAGCUCGUGCUGUGGUCAUGGGUGAUGACAGCACUCUCGGAAGACUAGCCAAGGCUUACCACAAUAUACGAAAAAAGGAAAUGAGGAAUUUAUUUCUGACAAAGAGAGUCAACUUGGAAAUAUACUAUAUUCCUGUCACUAGCCAGUCAUACACAGCUUCUCCAGUUCAGGAAAAUGCUACAGUAGACAGGCUUACACUUGCAGCGUCCUUGGGCAGUGUGGAUCCAUGGUAUAACUCCAACAUAAACAGUCUGGGAUCCAUGAUCCUGAAACUAGCUGAAACGCACUCCAGUGUCGUCGGGUCUUCAGAGCCCAACUCCUUUCUUUUGGACAUCAUCUCAUACUAUACACGGACAGCACAGCAGCCUGUCCACAUCCCCAUCUACUCUGUGAAGCUUACCUUCUCAGAUUUGGAAUCUAAAGUUGUGGAGGAUUUGUUUGUGUGUCAGCUUGACAUGGACUUUCCUGGGUUCAAGCCACUGAGACUUACAUUUAAAGACACAAUCCGUGGAUCAGUACGGUAUAAGAAAACCAUGCAGGAAGAGUGUAGUGUAGUCGUGGCUGUCAACUACAGGAAGGCCUCCAUAAGUAAUCGAGAAGUUGACCAAGGAAUGCCUUUAACGAUAUGCGGUGUGUCAAUCCGUGCAGCUCCGCUCAGUGGAACCAAAAGUCUUGAAAGUCUCAAUGUUGAUUUUCAUGAUCCAAAUCCUACCAGACCGCCAAUGUCUACCCUUAGAGUGACAAACAUUUGCAUCAGAGCCCUGGAGAAGAAGACAUUUACUGUAUGUCUGGACAAAGACUCAUGCAGGACCUUCAAAAAGGUCCAGAGCAUAGAGGUGUCUCCGUGCACAGACCCCGGAUACUCUCUUCAAAAGAGCAAGUCGAAACACAGUCAGAUGGAGGAUGACUCAGGACUGAGCAAAUUUCUGAGCAAGACUUUCUGUUUACCCAUCAACACCUUUUCUGGAGUUGUUCAGUAACAGUAAUAAAACAAUUUUGCGUCCCACCAACGAACAUUAACUCUACAGACUAACAUUAAACUUCACUGUGCAUGUGUCUGUGCCUGUGGCAUCUCACCUGGAGAUUAGACAUCAAAAUUUUAUUGUUAUUGCUAUUUUUAUUUUUAUGUAUCUUUAUUGUGAAUACCUCUUCAUGUUGUCAUAGAACUCAUUUACAUAAUUUUAUAGCCUUCAUCUUACACUCUACAUCCUACAUAAUAAGUAAGUGUAAUGUUAUACAUAUAAAGUUUCAGUGAUGUUGCUCCUGUUGUGUACAAGAGAGAUGGAGAGGUGUAGAAAUCUAAAGAUAUUAGCAAUACUAAUAAAAGAUAUGCACAGUG